Messenger RNA from Dufourea novaeangliae, 1677 nucleotides. It is a transcript of the gene MFS3, whose product is annotated as putative inorganic phosphate cotransporter. Lineage: Eukaryota; Metazoa; Arthropoda; Insecta; Hymenoptera; Halictidae. Gene Ontology annotation, biological process: transmembrane transport; monoatomic anion transport. The transcript is spliced from 9 exons. Gene Ontology annotation, molecular function: transmembrane transporter activity. Bases 1 to 1518 code for a protein of 505 amino acids. The record is from RefSeq and is a predicted model, not a curated record.
AUGCCUGGAAAAAGUAAUUCUAAGGAAAGGAGAGGUAUCAUGUUUCCUACACGGUACCUGAUGGCAUUAAUGGGUUCUGUUGGGCUCGCUAUCAUUUAUGGGUUCAAGGUAAACGUAAGCGUAGCGAUAGUGGCUAUGGUGAACCAUACUGCCGUGAGGCUAUCUUCGCUUCACAAAAUUGAAUCCGAUAAUGCAACUGCAAUUACCGUAGAGGAGUGUCAACAUGAUGGUUUGUCCCCUAAUAUAACGAAAACUGUCGUCGAGGAUGGACCAUUUGAAUGGAACGAACCACUGCAAGGUCUCAUUUUAUCGGCAUAUUUCUGGGGGUACAUGGUGUCCUUAUUGCCAGGUGGUAGAAUGGCAGAACUGUUGUCGGCGAAAUGGGUGAUGAAUGGAUCCGUACUUUUAAACUUAAUGGCGUCUAUACUGUCACCACUUGCUGCAAACCUCCAUUACUCACUUUUUAUCGUGAUGAGGUUUAUUCAGGGAAUUGGUGGAGGUGUAACAUUUCCUGCUAUGCAUGUUAUGAUUGCUAAAUGGGCUCCACCAAACGAAAGGAGCGUCCUUGCUUCGGUUGUUUAUGCAGGAACCGCCCUUGGUACCGUGAUUUCCAUUCUCCUAACGGGAAUAUUAGCCGCGAAUUUCGAAUGGGUAUGGAUAUUCUAUAUAGAAGGCGCCCUUUGCUUGAUCUGGUGUACUGCCUGGUGGAUAAUGAUCGAGGACAGCCCGGAAGAACAAAAGAGAUUUAUUAGCCAAGAGGAAAAAGAGUACAUCAUGCAAUCUUUAGGACACACUAAAAAUGACAGUGAAUCAAAAAAGUUACCAGUUCCAUGGGGAGAAGUAUUAAAAUCGAAACCAUUUAUCGCCAUUUUAAUUGCCCAUUUCUGCAGCAAUUUCGGCUGGUACAUGUUACUUAUUGAACUGCCCACAUUUAUGAAUCAGAUUUUGAAAUUCGACAUGAGUUCAAAUGCUGGCCUUUCUUCCAUGCCAUUUUUAUGUAUGUGGAUUUUUACUAUGGCUCUCAGCAAGGCUCUAGCCACUAUGCAAGAAAAUAACUUAAUCACGGUUACAGUAUCAAGAAAAAUUGGAACAUUGUUUUCAUCUGUUAUCCCUAUGGUCUGCUUAUUGGGAGUUUCAUAUGUUGGUUGUAAUAGGACAUUAGCUGUUACAUUGAUGACUAUCGGAGUCACUUGUAUUGGUGGGAUGUAUAGUGGAUUCCUAUCAAACCACAUUGACAUUGCUCCCAAUUUUGCUGGUACGCUUGUCGCUAUCACAAACUGUGUUGCCACUAUACCUGGUUUUGUAGUGCCUAUAUUUGUGGGAAAAUUGACACACGGAAAUCAAACUAUAGGAGCCUGGAGGACUAUAUUUUUCAUAACUGUAGGUUUGUAUAUAGUCGAAAUGUUAGUUUAUACUAUUCUGGGAAGUGGCGAGGAGCAACCUUGGAAUAAAAUGAAACCAACUGAUGAAGAAACAAGCGAUCAGACAUUACCACUAAAAGAAGAUAUUAAAAAAUAGCUUUCUUUUAGGAACAAAUAACUACUUAUUCAUUCGCAACACAUUUAUUCAUAGUAUUACUUUUUCCGCCUCCAUAUUUACAUAUAUUUUAAUUCAUUAUCAUGUAAAAAUUGAAAAAUUGUGUAAACAAUUAGUCCAAAAAUCAUGUCAUCUGUAAUG